AUGUCAAAUGAAUUUUACCCAGUGUGUAUAGCCCAAGAAAUGGCUUCUCGGGUAGCUGCAAAAGUGACUCGCAAAACAAAGGCAGUGGCUGAUUCUAUAGUUCAUCCACCAUUUCUAAAAUUAAUUAUACCAGCACAGCAAGCCCGACCAGCACCACCUUUAGGACCACAGCUAGGUAAACGAAACGUGAACAUCGCUCAUUUCUGUAAAGAUUUCAAUGAAAGAACGAAAGAUGUUGUAGAGGGAACUCCAAUGCCGUGUUUUAUAUCUGUCAAGGCCGAUCGAUCAUACGACUUAGUCAUCAGUCAUCCAUCAUCUAUGCAUUUGCUAAGAAUGGCUGCAGCAGCUAAGAAAGGUGCUUCCUCUCCAGGUACUGAAGUGUGUGGACGUCUUUCUCUUAAACAUAUCUAUCACAUUGCUGAGCUCAAAAAACAAGAUCCACAUUUAUUUACAGCGGAUUUGCAAGAUAUUUGUAAAAUGUUAAUUGGUACAGCACAUCGUUUGGGUAUUGAGAUUGUAACACAAGAUGACAUCGAAUCUGGAAAAGUUGACUACACACCCAGUGGAUAUGCGAAUUUCCUCCAAGAUCGUGAAGCAUAUCUCAAACAGAAAAAACUAGAGACAGAAACUGCCAAACAAAGCAAAAUGAUGAGAUUGUAAAUCAAUAUCUUGUAUGCAGUAGAAGUAUAGCUUUCCCAACAUUUAGCAGUAUUUUUUAUUGUUAUAAAUUUGUAAAGUCGGCUUAAUAAUGAAAGCAUUUGGUUUUCAACCAACUGAUCGUAGACUACAUAUCCAUUGUUUCUAAUUGUUUGGUCAGUGAGAUUACACUACUAACCCUCAUACACACAAUCCAGCCCAAAG
This is a messenger RNA of Schistosoma curassoni, 861 nucleotides long. Lineage: Eukaryota; Metazoa; Platyhelminthes; Trematoda; Strigeidida; Schistosomatidae. The record is from the annotation of a GenBank genome assembly.